Molecule: messenger RNA, 815 nt
Organism: Larimichthys crocea (large yellow croaker)
Lineage: Eukaryota; Metazoa; Chordata; Actinopteri; Sciaenidae
Product: receptor-transporting protein 3-like
Exons: 2
Coding region: 93-611 (172 amino acids)
Biological process (GO): protein insertion into membrane; protein targeting to membrane
Molecular function (GO): olfactory receptor binding
Source: RefSeq, a predicted model, not a curated record
UCUUUUUCCGCACACUCUAUUGGGUUGGGUUUAUACUGAUCAGCUGUCAGAGUUUUGUCACUUCAGCCACCAGCAGCAGUGAUACAGACAGGAUGGCACAAGCAGAGUGGACACGUAUCUUCCAGAAUAAAGUAGAUGAUCUUAAUAAAGGAGACUACUGGCGUUUGCAGUUUGAUGACCGUAUUGUUCCCAAUAGCCCAAACCAGGGCUGGAAGCAGUACAUCAGGAACACAGGUGCAAGGUUCAGAUGCACCAGGUGCGGAAGAAGCUGGCCAUCCAAUAAAGCGAUGGUGGUCUUUCACAUGCAGCUGAUAGGAGGACAGGGCACUGUCAAGAUGAGGCGCAUGCGUCAGAACUGCAAGAAGUGCAGUGCAGCUCCAAUGGAGAUUCCCAGCAUCACCUCUGAGAACAUCGACAUCCUCCUUGAGAAUCUGGUGGAGAAGAUAAGAGAAAAAUGCUACCAUGAAGACCUGGGCAGAGGGAACAAACCUUUUGUAAACCUGGAAGUGAAAAGUCCCCAUGAGCCAGCUCAUUGUGAGGCUUGUAUUCAAGGAAUCUGUACAAGAGGUUCAACAUCUCUUGCUUCAGCCUUUUUAAAUUUAAGAAUAUGAUAUUUAUCUCAGGCUGCCUUGUAUCUAUUCAUAUAUAUAUAUAUAAUUACAAGUUUAAAUGAGGUUUUAUGCUUAAAUUUAGUUUAGCAACACAUCAAUAGUAUAAAACUGGUCUGCUUAAAUGAAUUAAACAUGCAUUCUUACAAACAAACUGAACAGUAAAACAGUAAAAGAUAAAUAAAGAUUAUUCAUGCAUUUAAUGAA